Letharia columbiana is the source of this 2436-nucleotide messenger RNA. RefSeq lists its product as uncharacterized. Gene Ontology annotation, cellular component: vacuolar transporter chaperone complex; fungal-type vacuole membrane. Gene Ontology annotation, biological process: vacuole fusion, non-autophagic; polyphosphate metabolic process; vacuolar transport. The record is from RefSeq and is a predicted model, not a curated record. The transcript has 3 exons. Lineage: Eukaryota; Fungi; Ascomycota; Lecanoromycetes; Lecanorales; Parmeliaceae. Bases 1 to 2436 code for a protein of 811 amino acids.
AUGCACUUUGGCCAGCAACUCCGGACGUCGCUAUUGAAAGACUACUUCUACUACUACAUAGCCUAUGAUGACCUCAAAGACGCUCUCAAGACCCCUUAUCAAGACGACCCUAGCCCGCAAAAUCCCAACCCAAAGCGGAGACCCUGGACUGAAGAUGACGAGAAAUCCUUCGUUGCAGAGUUGGAAGGGGAGCUCGAGAAAGUCUUCACCUUUCAGCGGGUCAAGUCCGGAGAGAUAGUGAGACGGAUCAAGGCCAGCGAGAAAGAAGUCAAUGAUGUGAUUGGGCGCUUGGACAAGAGGGGGCCGAGGCCUACACAGAAUGGAAAUGCUGGCCAUGCGGAAGAGGAGGAUGUACCUACCGAGGACGACUUCAUGCUACUCGAAGAGGAUUUGAGUGAUAUCAUUGCCGACGUGCAUGAUCUGGCUAAGUUCACGCAGUUGAACUAUACUGGGUUUCAAAAGAUCAUUAAAAAGCAUGAUAAACAAACAAAGUGGCAUCUCAAACCAGUCUUCGCUGCACGGCUGAAAGCAAAACCUUUUUUUAAAGACAAUUACGAUGAGUUCAUCGUCAAGCUCUCGAAGCUCUACGAUCUUGUACGAACGAGGGGAGACCCUAUCAAAGGGGACAGUGCAGCCGGAGGAGGCCAACAAAAUUUCGUCCGGCAAACGACAAAAUACUGGGUGCACCCAGAUAACAUUACAGAGUUGAAGCUCAUCAUAUUGAAGCAUCUUCCAGUGCUAGUCUUCAAUCCGAAUAAAGAGUUCGAGGCCAAAGACUCGGCGAUCUCAUCAAUCUACUACGACAAUCCAGAGACAUGGGAGCUGUACACCGGGCGUCUGAAGAAGACAGAAGGUGCAGAAGCCAUCCGUCUACGAUGGUAUGGCGGCAUGGAAAUAGAGACAAUCUUCGUGGAGCGAAAAACUCACAGAGAAGACUGGACUGGAGAGAAGUCAGUCAAAGCACGAUUUUCGCUCAAGGAGAAGAACGUAAACGCCUUCCUAAGUGGCAAGAUGAAGGUGGAAAGUAUCUUUGAAAAAGCAAGAAGAGAAGGCAAGAAGAGCGAGAAGGAAAUCUCGGACUUGGAACAGCUGGCCCGAGAGAUACAGUAUCGAGUCAUCACUAGGAGACUUGUGCCAGUCACAAGAUCUUUCUACAACCGCACUGCUUUCCAACUCCCAGGCGAUGCCAGAGUCCGCAUAUCCCUGGACACGGAGCUGACCAUGACCCGUGAAGAUAAUCUUGAUGGCAAACAACGAGCCGGCAAGAAUUGGCGGAGGAUGGACAUUGGUGUCGACUUCCCGUUUUCGCAGCUGCCGCCUGAGGACGUCGAACGCUUUCCAUAUGCUGUACUUGAGGUCAAGCUCCAGACACAAGCGGGUCAAGAUCCACCAGAAUGGGUGCGAGAGCUAAUAAGCAGUCAUAUCGUCGAAGCCGUCCCCAAGUUCAGCAAAUUCAUUCACGGCACCGCAACCAUGUUCCCCACGCGAAUAAACCUCCUACCAUUCUGGAUGCCACAAAUGGAUGUUGACAUCCGGAAACCCGUUACCCACGGCUUCGGCAUCGAACGACCAGCUCAAUCAGCGAAUUGCUCUACCAGCGAAGAUAUCGACGACGAUACAGAAGACGACGACGAGACGGAAGGAGCUUCAGAAGAACAGCGGACAGACUCCCAAAACAGCCCCACUCUCCAAGGCGACUCUGAAUCCGCUGACAGUGAUCAAGGCAUCCGCCGCCUCCGCCUGGCGCGCGACGCUAUGGAGCACUAUGCCAUGGAACAGCACUCCGCGGAUCCCAAUGCCCUCGACAUCGAAGAACGUAUCUCCGCCGCCCCGCUAGCCCACAACCCUGACGACUACCCCAUCUACGACUCCGAAGACGAAGAUAUGGAUGACAUGGAAGAAGCAAAACAGUUAGGUGGCUGGCACUAUCGCGGAAAAGCCAUAACGCAACACAUCGCAAUGGUCGGCUCCUACAUUGCUGCAGCUUUUUCAAAAAUCAUACCCGCACCCAAACCGACUCCCAUCCCGGGCUCCGCUUUGACUGCUCUCGGAGACGUGCCGCCUAGCCACGUCGAAGCGCGCAGAUUCAAAGCACCGCGCGGUAAACGCAUCCAUGUUCCCGUGAGGGUUGAGCCCAAAGUCUACUUCGCGGCUGAGCGUACCUUCCUCUCUUGGCUAGAAUUCAGUAUCAUACUCGGCUCCAUUGCCGCAACUCUUCUCAACUUCGGCGACUCAAUAUCCCUAGCCAGUGCAUGGGCCUUUACGAUUGUGGCUUGUAUCGCUUUGUUAUACAGCAUGGGACUUUACCUCUGGCGUGUACAGAUGAUUAGAGGACGGAGAGCUGUCAGAUACCAUGAUAAAUGGGGCCCCAGCUUCUUGUGUCUGGGCCUGGCCGCAGCGGUGGCCAUAAGUUUUGGGAUCCGGCUGAGUCAGUAA